GGCAACAAUCUUCUGGAAAUGUCAUUUUCGCUAAACAGUUUUCAUUUUUUGUUAGCAAGACAUCAUUUAACAAUAACAGAACUCGUAGGAUUGUUCCAAUUUAAUUACAAUAAUAUUCACACAAUUAACCAACGAUAGGAAUUACUUCGAAAAAAAUCAUUGUCGCAUUGUUCUUUGCAGGCGCAAUUUCUUAACAAGCUGCAGCAAAAGCACGCCAGAGAAACGAUUGCGAGAAUUGCCUUACUUGAAAUCCGUCGCUGAAGACAAGACCAAACACACACAAAUAUGGCAAAAGUUCACAUCACCAAUGUUGUGGUACUGGACAAUCCCAGCAGUUUCUUCAAUCCAUUUCAGUUUGAGUUGACUUUCGAGUGCAUUGAAGAAUUAAAAGAAGACUUGGAAUGGAAAAUGAUUUAUGUUGGUUCGGCUGAGUCAGAGGAAUACGAUCAAGUGUUAGAUACCAUCUAUGUUGGUCCCGUACCCGAAGGAAGACACAUAUUUGUAUUCCAAGCAGAUCCCCCAGAUGUAACAAAAAUACCCGAACAGGAUGCCGUUGGUGUUACAAUUGUUUUGCUCACAUGUUCAUAUCGGGGUCAAGAAUUUGUUCGUGUCGGUUAUUUUGUAAACAAUGAAUACACUGAUCCUGAAAUGCGUGAAAAUCCUCCACCAAAACCUCUGUAUGAUCAAUUGACCCGCAAUAUAUUGGCCACAAAACCUCGUGUGACGCGUUUCAAAAUCAAUUGGGACGAUACCCCGGCAAAUGGUCUUACAAACGGCAAUGGUGAACAUCACAUGGACGAUGAGAUGCAUUGUGGUGGUGCGGAGGCCACAAUGAACGGUUGUGAGGCAUCAGCGACAGCAGCCGAAACAAAUAAUGGUCAUUCAAAUGCUCUGGAAGCCACAAUGGAUGAGAAUAGCUUGGCAAUGCCUUUAGAGAAUGGAGUCACAGCCUUAAAUGAGAAUUCAAAUUCUUUAGCUAUGGAAUGUUAGGUUUAUGUUACAUACUAAUAUAAUUACUGCCGGCCACCGUUUAAUGUGGGGUAUAUAUUUAUAAAAAGCUAUUAUUUUUAAUUUUAGUUGAAGCGAACAACAAUGAAAUGAAAAAAAGUAAUUGUUUUGUACCUUUCGAACAUCAAAUGAAAUAAUGCUAUUUUCACAAUAACUUUUUUAAACAAUGGCAAAGAAAGCGGCAUGAACCUUUAAAGUACAGUCGUCUAAAUUCCAUCCGAAUUGUUAGCAACUUAUUUGGGACAAAGAAAUACACACACACAUACACACUCAACCAAGAAGGAUCUCAUGUUGCUGCGUUUUGCAUAUGUUGUCAUCUCUUAUGGCACCGAAUCGAGCAUAUUCGGAAAAAUAUAAUUUUGUCGAGUAGCAGUACUAUUUUUAAGUCGUUUUCUGAACAUAAAUUUUUGUUUCUUUUUAAUUUU
Musca domestica (house fly) is the source of this 1433-nucleotide messenger RNA. It is a transcript of the gene asf1, whose product is annotated as histone chaperone asf1. The coding region runs from base 286 to 990 and encodes 234 amino acids. Gene Ontology annotation, cellular component: nucleus. The record is from RefSeq and is a predicted model, not a curated record. The transcript is spliced from 2 exons. Gene Ontology annotation, biological process: nucleosome assembly; nucleosome disassembly; DNA replication-dependent chromatin assembly. Lineage: Eukaryota; Metazoa; Arthropoda; Insecta; Diptera; Muscidae. Gene Ontology annotation, molecular function: histone binding.